UUCCGAACCCGCCAAAUCUCAAAUCCUACGAAGUAAUCUGAAGCUUUUGUAUAUACUAUCUAUAUCUCUAUAUAUACUGGAAUCCUCUCCAAUUGUAAAUAGACUUCGAAACCGAACGAAAACCCUCGAUCUAGGGAGUUCUUCUCUAAUUGUUCCGAUCAGCUCAGAUCUGUUCAACCAUGUCUGGCCGCGGAAAGGGAGGAAAGGGUCUGGGAAAGGGCGGUGCGAAGCGUCACCGCAAGGUUCUGAGAGACAACAUCCAAGGAAUUACCAAGCCGGCGAUUCGGAGGCUGGCGAGGAGAGGCGGUGUGAAAAGGAUUAGCGGGUUGAUUUAUGAGGAAACCAGAGGAGUCCUCAAGAUAUUCCUGGAAAAUGUGAUUCGUGAUGCUGUUACCUACACAGAGCACGCCAGGAGGAAGACGGUUACCGCCAUGGAUGUGGUCUAUGCUCUGAAGAGGCAAGGCAGGACCCUGUACGGAUUUGGGGGCUGAUCUUUGUAUGGAUGGGGAUCUGAUUUUAGCUUUGUUGUUGUGGUCAUCGUCUUGAUUAUGAAUCUGGUGUUAUUAUCUUCGUUUGUUAAUCGUUUCAUAGUCAAGCAUUAGGUACUCUUACUAUUGAAUUUAAUGAAAGUUCAUUUGGAAUUUAUAUUUUUUUUGUUUAGAGUUUCAUCAAUUUGAUUUUUGCUGUUGUGAAUGUCGUCCUAGUACAGUUUAAGGAUGUUUUUACUCGGA
This is a messenger RNA of Cuscuta epithymum, 731 nucleotides long. NCBI's taxonomy places the organism in Eukaryota, Viridiplantae, Streptophyta, Magnoliopsida, Solanales, Convolvulaceae. The record is from the annotation of a GenBank genome assembly.